AUGGCUGACAACCCUAAUCCGUUCAUCCUGGCCCUGGGCAGCACCAGGAGCCGGACCUUAGCUGAGAUUGAAGCGGCAAACAGGUUGAGGUCGUGUCCGAGCCUGGCUAUCCGACCAUCGGGUAACGAAUCCACCGCCACAGAGCGGCCCUCCCAGCAGCAGCAUGCUGUCGAUUUGAACAAUGGGUUUCCCAUCCCGAUGAACCUUGACCAGCCUAGGACGCCGCGCUCAAACCGUCAUAACCCGAUCGUCAUCAGCGACGAUGAGGACCAGGAAAAUGACGAGAGACCAGUCCGACUACCCAAGACGCAGCGGCCUAUCAAACGGGCACAUAAGGGAAAGAAAAAACGGCACCACACAGCCCCUGACGGCCCUGCGUCACGGACCCGUAACUUGCUACUCGACGACUCCAUUCCCGCACCCAAUUUCCCGUUCGAUUCCAAGGGUGUCAAGCGUAAGGUCUCUAGGGGUGACCCCGACCGAGAUGUCUUUCGUGAUUUCGAGGCGGAGAGUUCCAAGAGCAAGAAGAACCGGGGCUAUGAUCCCGCUCAGAACUCAGGUCAAAACUUGGCCCAGAACCCGACCCACGAUCCGAACCGAGACCAGAGCCGCCAUCAUCGGCGAUCGUUCCGGGGGCCGGUCAUCAUCGACCUAACCAAUGGCGUGCCCGACCACAUCUGGCAAGACUCGGAAGCAGCCGAGCGCCGGCGUCUCCGCCGUAACCGGGACCAAAAUGUCCUCGUUGCCGGGACCCCGGCCCUUGACAUGCGCCGCGAGCUGCGGAAGCUUGCCGCCGGCCUGCCGAGGGAUUCUAACCUGGGUAUUCCUGGUGCUUCUGGCGCUGAUAGUAUCCUUCCUGCCCUCAGACCCGUUGAUAUCGCUGGUACCCCUGAUGAUGUCGGCGCCUCUGAUGAUGCUGGGAGCAAUGACAACAGCGGUAAUAAUUCUCGACCGGGAAAGCGUCCGAAGCGGGGACAUCCUGGCUCAGUGGCUGUUGAGAGUCCGGCUAGACGACAGCAGCAACAGCAGCAAGUCGAGGAGGUGAUUGAGGACGAGAUCGUCGUUGCUGGGUCCGUGGAUGAAACCACCCCCAAGGCCUGCAGGACUCGAACCAAGGCGAACGCCAGGACAAACACCGAGGGUAACAAUACCUUGGUCACCGAUAGCCCGGUGCGCCGCCGCCUCACCUCCACCAUUGACGCCGGCACAGCCGCACUCCUAGAGACCGUCCAACCGGUCUGCCAUUUCUUCAACCUCUCCGUCGAGAUCCGCGACAAAAUCUAUCGCUACCUCCUCAUUUCCGCUACACCAAUCCAAGUCCAGCAUCUCUGGACCCAAGUCGCCCGCCGCGCGGUCGUGCGCCGCACCCGCCGAGGAGGAGGAGGACGCAGCGGCGGAAUCGGCGCUCCCAACGCCGAUGACACCAUUGAUAACCGUGUCAUGUACGCGUGUCGCCAGACCGCCGUAGAGGGCGCCCGCAUCCUCUACUCGGAGAAUACUUUUUUCUAUCUCCUACGCGAUCCGGAGGUGAUCAAGGGGCCGUCAUCGUACUACCUGCCCGACUCAUCCCCCACCAAUGCCGCACGUCGCAGCAGCCGCGGCCGAAUGUAUUACAACAGCAGCCAGCGUUACGGACUGGGGUCGACAUCCACUUCGCCCAGGAAGAACGGCAGUAGCAGCCGUAGACAAAACGACAGCCUUAACAUCAAUCUCGCCCGCUACGGCCCACUCAUCCGGCACAUGGCCAUCGAGCUGGAACCCAACCGCUCAUCAGAAGGCUACGAGAAACUCAUGGCCGCGGCACUCGAAGUUCUCGGCCCUGUCGUCCCCUCAGCUGGAAGCACCACCACCCCUAACCUCCCCCGGCCGGACAACUACCCCCCACAGCCAUUCCACCUCCACCUCCACACCCUCACCAUAACAAUCUCCCCGCGCCCCGAAAACAGGCGCGUCUACCGCGGCCUCCGCACCGAAGACGGUCGCAAAACAAUGGAGACCCAAGUGGUGCUGAAAACAGCAGAUUUUUUCGAGCCCGGCGGACGGGUGUUGACUGCGCUGCAGAGGCUGCAAGUAGGCUUUUUGAGGGUGUGUUUGCAUGUCAAUUCGGAUGUGCGUGAUGGUGCGGGGUUGGGGAGUUUGGAGGGGGAUACGACUGAGGAUGAUAGUGAUGAUGGCUAUUAUGAGGAGGGGGAUGGGGGGUAUGUUGAUGAUGAUGAUGACGAGGGCGAGGGGGAGGAGGAGAGUGAUGAGGACGAGGACGAGGAAGAAGAGAGUGACGAAGACGAUGACGACGACGGGACGAUCCACGUGACAACAUCCAGCACAUCCGGCGCCUUCACCGGGCCGAAAUAUAAGCAUGUCGAAACCACCAUCGACCUACGCCGCGUGCCGGAAAACUCCGUCCUCGCGACCGCGGCCGCACAAGCCGGCCCCACGGCUGAUCUCCUCUCCAACGACAAGCUCAUGAUCGAACAGCGUCAGCGCGCCGGCGCCGAGGCCGCACAUACCCUGGCUACUCUGCGCCAGCACAUCGAGCAGGCGUGCGAUUUCGUUCGUGAGCCGCUGCCUGGCGAGCCCGUUACGGCGGAGCAGCAGAUCCAAGCAGAAGAGAAGGUUGACUCCGACUCCGACUCGUCCGGGAACAACUCCCCGUUCAUGCAGUUGCUGCGACGACUGAAGAAUGCUAAGAAAACGCGCGGGAUCUGGACCGAGCACAGUAUCGCUGAGCGAAAGCGGCGCGAGGCGAAGAGGAGGGAAGAGGCGCGGUUUAAUAGGGAUGCGUAUGAGGAUGAUGAGUAUGAUGGGGGUCUUGACUUUCACGGCCAUCGGGAUAAUGGGGAUGAGAUUGCUGGGGCUGGCUGGGAGUCGCUCAUUCUUUGUAUUGGGCAGGUGGGCGAGGAGGUGAGGGUAUAUCGCGCCUAG
Dichotomopilus funicola is the source of this 2922-nucleotide messenger RNA. RefSeq lists its product as uncharacterized. The record is from RefSeq and is a predicted model, not a curated record. Bases 1 to 2922 code for a protein of 973 amino acids. The transcript has a single exon. Lineage: Eukaryota; Fungi; Ascomycota; Sordariomycetes; Sordariales; Chaetomiaceae.